GAUAUGAACUCUUCAAUGGCCAUUUCGGGGAUUGUCAAAACUUGGUGAAUUAUUUUGCCUUUUGAUGGCGUUUCGAACCUAAGAACAUUUUUCUUUUCACCCAUUUGAUUAAAACUGUAAUAAAAUUUGUGUCUACCAAUAAUAACAGUUGUUUUAUCUGGAGAGAUGUGUGAGAAAUAAGUAAAUCUCUGAUAGGAGGUCAAUACAGGGACUGUUUUGGUUUUGACAGCUCAAAUUAUGGAUGAUAUUUUUUCUAAAGUCCGGGAAGGAAGCGCCUUCCACGUCCGUGUGUGGUUAGACAACACGGAGAAUGAUCUAAAUCAAGGAGAUGACCACAGGUUUAGUUUACUUCACUGGGCAGCGAGGGAGGGCGGAACCAACAUUGUUGACAUGCUUAUCCAGAGAGGGGCUCGCAUUAAUGCCACAAACAUGGGUGACGACACCGCCCUGCAUCUGGCUGCCAGCCAUGGACACAGGGACAUAGUGCUUAUGUUAAUGCACAACAAAGCAAACAUCAAUGCCAUCAAUGAACAUGGGAACACCCCACUCCACUACGCCUGCUUUUGGAACCAAGAUCUAGUGGCUGAAGACCUCGUCAAUAACGGGGCACUUGUGGCAAUGGCUAACAAGUUUGAUGAAACACCACUGGAUAAGGCAAAACUUUACCUUUCUAAGAGAUUAACAGAACGAGCAGCAUCACUGGGUCAAGACCUUCAGAAGAUCCCGUUCAAGGAUCGCAGCUGGCUCGGGUACAAGACGAGGAGUCGUGAUGCCCUCCUCUCCCGACACACAGGCAUCAACAUUGAUCAGCUCCAGCUGAAUGGUCACAUGGCCACAACCCACUCGGGAGAGGUGUGGCGUGGCCUCUGGCAGGAGAACGAUAUUGUUGCUAAGGUGCUUAGUCUUCGAGAGUGUACUGUACGUAAUUCACGGGACUUUCAGGAGGAGUUUCCCAGACUCAGAAUUUUCAACCACCAAAACAUCCUGCCUGUACUGGCCUGUUGUAACCAGCCUCCCAAUCUUGUGGUCAUCUCACAGUUCAUGCCAUACGGAUCACUCUUCAACGUCCUACAUGGAGAAACUGGUAUAGUGGUAGACCAGAACCAGGCGUUGCGGUUUGCCAUCGACAUUGCCCGGGGCAUGGAGUUCCUGCACACCCUGGAGCCCAUGAUACCUAACUUUGUCCUCACCAGCAAACAUGUCAUGAUUGAUGAAGACCUGGCCAAAAUUAAUAUAGACGACCCCAAGUAUCGGUCACCUGAGGGUACAAUUAUCGGGAUUGAUGAGGACUUGACAGCCCGCAUCAACAUGGCUGAUUACAGCUUCUCCUUCCACGAGAAAGGCAAACUCUACUCCCCCGCUUGGAUGGCUCCGGAAGCCAUGCAGAAGAGGCCCGAUGAGAUCAAUGUGCGAGCUUCCGACAUGUGGAGUUUCGCUAUUCUGCUGUUCGAGCUGGAGACACGGGAGGUGCCCUUCGCCGACCUCACAUCCAUGGAGAUUGGCAUGAAAGUUGCGUUGGAAGGACUGCGUAUUACUAUCCCGCCCGGCAUUUCCACCCAUAUUCUCCGACUUCUCAAGAUCUGCAUGAACGAAGAUCCCGGAAAAAGGCCACGUUUCGAUAUGAUCAUACCAAUCCUUGAAAAGAUGAAACAUGCCAGCUAAACUCUCAACCUAGCUCCUUUGUGUUCCAAUUGUAGACCAUCAAUGCUUAAACUUCAGGUGGUUAUUUGCAGACAUGCAACUGUUUUCGUUUCAUUUUGUUUUUUAUAAUUUUUGAAAGAGUCAAAUUAUCAUUUUCUGAUGACUGAAAGUGUGUGUUAAUUCAAAAACUUUUAUUACCAAGAUAGCAAAGAAGAUAUAUUUGACAGAUUGUUGUUGAUAAGCAAUUGUGAAAACGAAAACUGAGAUAAAUCUGACAGUUCUUUCACUCAAACUUUGUCAUUGUAGAAUAGAAUAUUGAAGAGCUCAUUGCAAUAGCCGUACGUUUGUAUGGUGAAAUAGUUUGAUUUUUACUAGAAAAGUAGUUUUAGGUGAUACCUACUACACCAUUGGCAGUGUUCAUAUUUUAGUGGUUUUAAAUAACAAAACAGUAAAAUAUUCUUUAAAUACACCAAUACUUUAUAAUUGUAAAUACUGUAUUCUGUAAAACCAUCCCCCUUUUUUUAUAAAGUUAUCACAAGUGCCAUGAUAUAUAUUUACUCUUAUUUUGUGUACACAUUUGUUGUUAUAGGAGUGUAAAUUACGGUUGUCAUAUUACAACUUCUAAAAUAUGUAGUUGGUAUUCCAUAUUACUAUAGUAUGUUAUCAGAAGAUACUCUCCUAUUAAGAGUAAACUAGGCAUUCAGUCAUUAAAUUCAAUUAGUGGUUAUGCUUUUAUUUCCACCAAUGAGAUAGCUGUAAAGAUUCUGAUUUGAUAGUUAAGAAAUCUUCUGACGAAAGUUCCAUUUAGUCAUUAGUUUUGAUUUAUUAAGAUAUUUGUUCAUUGGGUCCGUUUUGUUCGUCAGCUAGUAAAGGGAUGGUUCGUGCAAACACUCGGACAGUUAUUGUUAACUUGUGCCUUGCUAAAUGGGCUGUACCCGUCUAAUGCCAGUCUAAUGAUUAAGUAAAACAAUAAAUAACAAUCACAUUACUAGUGCCUAAUUUCAACAGGUCGAGAGUUAUCAAAUGGUGUAGUAGUUUGACUGCGCACCCAAAUGAGCCAGGUGUUCAAGUCCUACAAGGGGCUAGGGCAUAUGUUCUUUGCCUCUCAAAAAGGCCCCAGUACUGGGUCUGCCCAGGAUAAAAUAAUAUAAGAUUUUGUUGUCUUGACAAUGAAGAUAGAAUUAAUUAGUAUAAACUAACUUUAAACUGACUCUCAAUGUAUUUUACUAAACUUAUGGUUAGUCAUAGUUCUGAAAGAUGAUCUGUUUUGUUACUCGUUAAGCUUAUAUGGUGCUGUUUUAUUUACUUCUGUAUAAGGUACAUUUAAACUUUUACUUGUGUUGAAAUGCUUUCUAUAGCCCAAAUACAUCAUGCUCUUUUGAUAUUGUAUUAACCUCUUUGUUUUCUGUAAACCUGGUACUCAUUCUUGUAAUCAAUAUUAUCAUGGGUUGAAAACUGCAUAAACUGAUAUUCAGUAUUAUUUAAACUCAAAACACGCCCAUUUUCUUUUCAUUAAACAUACUUAUGCAUGGGAUGCAUCUAUCUAGUUCAUAAUUGGAGAUGCAUUAAGCAUUUGAUGGAUCUAUCCAGUUCAUAUAAGGUGAUGUAUUAAGCUAUCUGUUGUGCAAUAAUGUGAAAUUUUGAUGCUGUAAGGGUUUAAUGUAUAGUCCAUAGAGGAAGAAUAUGUAGGUAGUAUACCAAUAACACUAAUGCAACCACACUGUUUUGACCUUGAUACAUUGAAAAUCUGUCACUUCACUUGAAAUAAAGAACAAAAAUACAAAGUGCCAUAACAUUACGUGUAAUGCUUUUUCGGCAAUUUAUUUUAUAUAUAUUUUUUCAUUUAAAAUGGGGCAAUGGGCAGCAACAUUUCACAUCAGGCACUGGGCAGCAGCAUUUCACAUGGGGCACUGGGCAGCAACAUUUUCACAUUAUUGCCAAUGGGUCACUGAAAUGAAAUGCUUAUUUCUACAAUGGUUACGUUUAUAUAUUUAAUUUAGUCCAUGUGUGUAAACAUGUUAACUAUGAACCAAUUAAUUAAAUAACUGGAUGUGUAGUUAUUUCAAUAAGAAUGUAUAGAUUUAUUCUAAUAAUUUGAAAAGACUUUCUAAAUCCCAGAGAGCAUUUGUUUUCAUUAGCAAUCGCACUAUGAUGUUGACAAAUCAGUGAUAAUUAAGGUAUAUUUGGUUGAAUCUCACCAUUUCAAAAUACCAGUGAUGAAUUAGGAUUUGUUCAUGUUUAAGAAAUGCCUUAUUGGUAUUGCUACUGAUGAAUUUACAUCAAACAUAUUUUCAUUAUAGAUGCCUUAUCUUUAGCUGUGAAUUAUUUCAAUAAACUUUUAUAAGCUAA
Messenger RNA from Mya arenaria, 3990 nucleotides. Its product is annotated as integrin-linked protein kinase-like. NCBI's taxonomy places the organism in Eukaryota, Metazoa, Mollusca, Bivalvia, Myida, Myidae. Bases 238 to 1662 code for a protein of 474 amino acids. Gene Ontology annotation, molecular function: protein binding; protein kinase activity; ATP binding. Gene Ontology annotation, cellular component: focal adhesion; stress fiber. The record is from RefSeq and is a predicted model, not a curated record. The transcript is spliced from 10 exons. Gene Ontology annotation, biological process: integrin-mediated signaling pathway; cell-matrix adhesion; protein phosphorylation.